AUGCGUUCUCUAACCGCUGUCCAUGGGGUGGAUCCCUUGCCGGACCUCGGCGUAACAUCUGGAAUACCAAGUGACGAUAAUCCCGAUGCCGACAUGGCUGGAGCGCAGGACACAAUUUAUCUGUGCAAUUUUCGCGUCUCAGUCGAUGGAGAGUGGCUUUGCUUAAAAGAAUUGCACGAUAUGGAAAUGCAAGAUUCGUUUACUCGGCAAUCUGAUAACGGUGCAAUAACAUCGCCCGACGAUCCGAUGCAUUCUUUAAUGGGUAAUAUUGCGUAGUUGAAUGUAGAGAUUUUAUAUUUCAGAAGAUUGCAGAAACAGAUGGGAGAUACGAAAGUUACAUUUAUACAAUUAAAAAUGUUUUUCGUAGCUCGCGACCCCGUAGUGAUAGAACGCAGUAAUCUCGUGAACAUCUCGAAACUGAUCGUGAAGGAGUUGAUUGAGCAAUCUCUUCGUUAUGGCCGGAUGCUCGACAGCGACCACUUGCCGUUACAUCAUUUCUUUAUUGUUCUCGAGCAUGUCAUGCGACAUGGACUUAAACCAAAAAAGGGUUUACUCGGUCCGAAAAAGGAGUUAUGGGAUAUUCUUCAAAUGGUGGAGAAAUAUUCGCCCGAGGCAGCUGAUAUAACAGCCAGUAUCAGAGAUUUGCCGACUGUCAAGACGGCUAUGGGGCGCGCUCGGGCAUGGCUACGAUUAGCACUUAUGCAAAAGAGACUGGCAGACUACCUCAGAAUUUUACUAGAACAUCGCGAAGAAACUCUUGAAGAAUAUUUCGAACCGCACGCCUUGAUGUUAAAUGAGGAAGCCGUGAUUAUUACUGGAUUGCUAGUUGGCCUGAAUGUUGUCGACUGCAAUUUAUGUGUGAAGGAAGAAGAUUUAGACAGUCAACAGGGAGUAAUCGAUUUUUCUCUAUAUCUCCGAGGCAGUAACUCUUCAAACGAUCUAUCUGGUAAUGGCAACGGUAACAAUGAACCGAAGCAACGUCACAUCAACACAAUGUUGGACCAGAAGAACUACAUCGAAGAACUGAACAGACACCUCAAUGCCACGGUCGCAAAUCUUCAGUCAAAAGUGGAAAGUUUGACCACAACUAAUGCUUUGAUGAAGGAGGACUUGGCAAUUGCCAAGAACACGAUGAUUCAGCUUGUCGAAGAAAACAAUCAAUUGAAACACGCUCUAGGUCAGGACAUUACCAAAGAUAGCAGGAUGAAAGUGAUGGACUUGCAAGAUGAGGAGGAUAAAAAAAGUGUUAAGAGUAACGCUUCGGACAAAUAUAAGAAUGACAAGGAUUCAGAAAUGGGUAAGGUUUUGGAGGAAGAGAGAAAGAAAAACGUGGAGCUACAGAAAGAACUUGACUUGCAGAUAUCCUUGAAAGCGGAAAUGGAGGUCGCUAUGAAGUUGCUCGAAAAAGAUAUUCACGACAAGCAAGACACAAUUAUAUCGCUAAGGCGACAAUUAGACGAUAUUAAGUUAAUCAACUUGGAAAUGUAUAAGAAGUUACAGGAAUGUGAAAGUUCCUUGAAACAUAAAACAGAACUAAUUGCCAAAUUGGAAGCAAAGACUGAGUCAAUGGGCAGCACGAUACAUCAGCUCGAUGAGAAAUUACAGGAAGAUAAAACGGCACGGAAAAAUCUAGAAGAAAGUUCUAGAUGUCUCGGUCAGAAGACUGCAGCUGCUGAAAGUAGAGCCGUCGCUGCAGAAAGCGAUCUCAGGAUUGAAAGAGAAUGGAGAAUAUCUUUACAGGAGUCUAUGAUGAGGGAUCGAGACAAAAUAUCUAUUCUAACGCAGGAAGUGGAAUCUCUUAAAUCAAUAGGACAGAAAUAUAUUGCACUACAAGAAGAACAGCACCAACUAAAAAUCCAGUAUAACGAAGCCCAAAAGACCCUAGAAGAAGUGGGUGCAACGCUUAGCGAAAAUAAAUUGCAACUUGCGGAAUUAUUAGAAAAAGAGGCGAGGACGUCAGACGAGACUCCCAACUGGACAAGCGAUAAGGACGCUGUAGCUUGUGCAGCUUGUGCCAAGGAAUUUACUAUUGCAAGGAGAAAGCAUCAUUGCAGAAGAUGUGGCCAUAUUUUCUGCGGAGCGUGUAGCGAGAAAACUGUAGCAUUAGCUGGCAACACAAAGCCAGUUCGAGUGUGUGACGCUUGCUUUACAGAAGUUAGACUUACGUAACAAUAAAUAAAAUAUAUCCAAGACUGAUGACGUUUUAACUACGUUUAUUAAA
This is a messenger RNA of Melitaea cinxia (Glanville fritillary), 2221 nucleotides long. Its product is annotated as RUN and FYVE domain-containing protein 2-like. Gene Ontology annotation, molecular function: metal ion binding. The record is from RefSeq and is a predicted model, not a curated record. Lineage: Eukaryota; Metazoa; Arthropoda; Insecta; Lepidoptera; Nymphalidae. The transcript has 14 exons. Gene Ontology annotation, cellular component: cytoplasm.